Messenger RNA from Aspergillus campestris IBT 28561, 3684 nucleotides. RefSeq names its product putative RNA12 protein (gene yme2). The coding region runs from base 1 to 3684 and encodes 1227 amino acids. Gene Ontology annotation, biological process: DNA-templated transcription. NCBI's taxonomy places the organism in Eukaryota, Fungi, Ascomycota, Eurotiomycetes, Eurotiales, Aspergillaceae. The record is from RefSeq and is a predicted model, not a curated record. Gene Ontology annotation, cellular component: mitochondrial inner membrane. Gene Ontology annotation, molecular function: zinc ion binding; DNA binding; RNA binding. The transcript is spliced from 6 exons.
AUGGGCCUCGAUGCCGAAACAAACCCCGACAAUCCGCAUAUCGUCAGCCCCGCCGUGGCAGACGACAACACCAUCCUCGAGACGUAUCUAUCUCCUCUGCCUGGCUCUCGCAGACGCAUGAUUCGACCGACAGCAAAUGGGGCUCGCCCGGUCCUCUUCAACACAGUGCAGCGUCGUCCGCUGGGAGUUUCAUGCAACCAGUCUAUGGCAAGCAGUAAAUGUCAGAUCAUCGAGAAACUGAUCGAGCCGUACGAGCACGACCUGAUUGAUCUAUUCUUCACCCACUUCAACCCCUGCUUCCCCCUCUUCGACGAGUCUUCCUUCCGCAAAAUCUACACAAACCACCGGCACAAGAUAUCCCCAGCCCUACUAUCUAACCUGUACGCCAACGCCCUCAUCUACUGGGGCUGCUCUCCUACCUUGCAGGGCACCCGUCCCCCGGACGGUCGCUUCAUCUGGGUUCUAGCCUGCGAAGCGCUACACUCGGAGAUGUUCCUCGCCCCUGGGACAUCGACUGUCCUGGCUAUUAUUCUGAACGUCUGCGGACGGCCCAGUACGUCUGUCUUUGGCAACGGCGGUCUGAUGGGCAUGGCGGUGUCGCUGAGCCAUGCGCUGGGUUUGAACCGCGAUCCGUCCGGUUGGGACAUCUCGCCCGCGGAGAAGGCGUUUCGUGUGCGGAUUUGGUGGUGUAGUCUGGCGUAUGGCACUCCGCUGCAGAUCCACCGCUCCCAAUACGAUGUGCCUCUCCCGUCGUGUACACCAGAGCAGACUCCUUCGUCUGCAUCGCAGAUCUUCACAUCCUUGGUAUCCUUAACAGAGGUGUUGGGAAGGUCUCUCGAGCAGGUCUACAGCGUCGACUCUGUCUCCUCCUCCUCCUCCUCCUCCUCCUCCACCACCACCACACCAGAUUCACUCGCCGCCCUCCUAAUAGACUGGGAAAACACACUCCCCCCAGAGGUUAAACCCAUCAUCCUAGACAACACCAACCUCCACUACCCAGGCGCAGCCAACCUCCGCCUCGCCCACCUAGCAGUCACCCUACUACACCGCCGCAUCCAGCUCAACCUCCACACGACACCCUCAUCCGACACAGAGCAAUACAGCGCUGCCCACACCUCAGCAGAAUCCAUCGUGCACUUCGUGCAGCGUCUCCACGAGACUCCUUUCCCCGGCUUUUGGAUCCCAAUGAACGCGUACGCCCUCACCUCCGCGACGACUUUCCUACUGCGGAGUGCGCUUCAUGAGUCUGCGCACAGCGCACUCUCGUUACAGCUGGCGAGGGAGAUGGUGUGUGCUCUGAAAAAUCUAAGAGAUCGACCCACCUGUCUCGAGACCGGCCACAUCGCGCUCGGACCCACCGAUGGCCUCAUUUUCAUAAGCAACAUCUUCCCCACAAAACUCCAAUGGCUGCUCACCCCGCUAGGCGGCAGCGCCGCCUACGCUUCCAUCCUGAAGCGUCUGGGUAGACCGCAAAUUGCGGCGUCGGACCCCGUGCGGAUUGUGGAGCGCGCGUUUCCUGCUUCCCAAGACGUGGAGAUUAAGGAGGUCGUUCCCCAGUUUUUGGAAGGGGGCGCGUUUGUGCGCUUUUCGUCGUUGUCGCAGACAGAUCCCGGCCAGAAAAGCCGAGAGAAAACCAUCGAAGAAGCAGUGCACGAGCACCUCGCACAGCACCCCAUCCGACCAUGGUUCAGUCCCUUCCGCACAGCGUCUGUCCACGCCGUGCGCGGACACCCGUGGAUCGAAGACCUGUAUCGCAUUCCGAGCCAGCGUCUGCGCGUGGACUUUCUCCCCAUGAACGGAGAUACCCCCGGGACCGUGACUGUUGAAACUCUCUAUUCACUGUUCAGAAGGUACGGCAAACUGCGCAAUGUUGAGGUCGUGCAGCCCGACCCGAAGAGCCCCCCGCGGUACGCGCACGUCGAGUUCUCGCGCGCGCAGCCUGCCGUUGUCGCCAAGAGCUGUCUGCACGGGUUCACCCUUCCCGGGUACAACGGCAACAGCACAACGUUGAAAAUUAACUACGCGCGGAAGAUCAAGCUCGCUGCGAUCCGCGACUGGGUGUUUUCGCACCCGCGCAUCGUCAUCCCGCUGCUGGCGGCUCUCGUCGCAGCCAUAACAGUGACAGUCUUCGACCCGAUCCGGCAUUUCUUCAUAGAAAUGAAGAUCAAAGCGACGCUGCAGGCGGAGGAGAAUGCCAUCGUACGCUGGGUAAGCAGACAAUUUGAUGAGGCGAACCGACGAUACAGUUCCUUCUUCGGCGGGAGGAGAGAUGGCCGGCCUGACCCGCGCGGGCUCGCAGCCAUCUGGGCCGACCGGGAGGCCGACAUCGCGCAGCUGCGGGCGUGGCUGAGCGAUACGCCGGAGACGUUUAUCGUCGUACAUGGCCCCCGCGGGAGCGGCAAGCGUGAAAUGGUUCUUGACCGCGCGCUGCAGGGCCGGCGGUAUAAGCUUACGAUUGACUGCAAACCUAUCCAGGAGGCGCGCGGCGACGCGGCGAAGAUUGCGCGUGCCGCGGCGCAGGUCGGCUACUGGCCAGUGUUUUCGUGGAUGAAUAGCCUGUCGAGUCUGGUCGAUCUAGCUGCGCAGGGCGUCAUCGGCGCGAAGGCCGGGUUCUCGGAGACGCUGGACGCGCAGCUGAGCAAUGUUUGGGCAAGUACGGCGACGGCGCUGCGGGCUGUGGCGCUCGAGGGACGGCGGAAGACGGACCGCGACGCGCAUCUCUCGGAUGAUGAGUACCUUGAGACGCACGCGGAGGCGCGGCCUGUCGUUGUGGUCGAGAACUUUUUGCAUCCGGGCAGCGAGACUGGUGUCGUGGACGAGAAGAUCGCUGAGUGGGCUUCGGGCUUGGUAACGGGGAAUAUUGCGCAUGUUAUCUUCCUGACGGCUGAUGUGUCGUUUGCGAAGCCGCUGGGUCGCGCGUUGCCCAACGCUGUGUUCAAGACGAUUGCGCUGGGCGACUGCUCGCUUGACGUGGCGCGUCGGUUCGUGCUCAGCCAUUUGGCGGAUACGGAUGCGCCGGGGGAGGGCGAGCUAGAGGCGCACGGGCUGGGAAGCUGUAUUGAAGAGCUGGGGGGUAGGGUGACUGACUUGGAAUUUAUGGCCCAUCGGGUUGAAGCGGGGGAGUCGCCUAGAGCGGCCGUCAACCGUAUAAUCACCCAAUCCGCCACGGAAAUCCAAAAACUCUUCCUCCUCAACGACUCUACCACCCACCCCUGGACACCCGCCCAAGCAUGGUACCUAAUCCGCGCCCUAUCCCAAUCCAAGACCCACACCCUCCGCUACACGCAAGUCCUCCUCUCCGACCUCUUCAGCAGCACAAACGGCGAAGCCACCCUCCGCGCACUAGAACAAGCCGAGCUGAUCACCAUCACGACGAAAAACGGCUGUCCGGAGACCAUCCGGCCCGGGCGACCGGUGUACCGGGCCGUGUUCCGGCAGCUGAUGGCCAACGAGUCUCUGCGAGGACGCAUGGAGUUGUUGAUUUUGGGGGUGUUGACGGCGAGGGAGACUGCGCGGAUUGCGCAGUGCGAGGAGGAGUUGGGGGUCUUGGGGGCGCUGCCGAAGCAGCCUUGGGAGGUGGGGGGGAGGGUCAAGUGGUUGCUGGGGAGGGUUUAUGAGGCGCAGAGGAAGGUGGAGGGGUUUGAGAGGGAGGGCUCUGUGUUGAAGAAGUUGUUGGGGGUGUGA